Molecule: messenger RNA, 858 nt
Organism: Prunus dulcis (almond)
Lineage: Eukaryota; Viridiplantae; Streptophyta; Magnoliopsida; Rosales; Rosaceae
Product: non-functional pseudokinase ZRK2-like
Exons: 2
Coding region: 1-858 (285 amino acids)
Biological process (GO): protein phosphorylation; cell surface receptor signaling pathway
Cellular component (GO): plasma membrane
Molecular function (GO): ATP binding; protein serine/threonine kinase activity
Source: RefSeq, a predicted model, not a curated record
AUGCCAUCAAAAAUCUUGCAAUUGUUCUCAAUGUUGCCAUGCUUUGGAAAGAAGGGAAGAGAUGUUGAUAUUGAGUCAUCAUACUACAAGAAUCUGAGCAAAUUAUUAGAGGAUCUAAUUGCUUCUUGUGAUGGUACAUCUCUUCCUGUUCAUUGUUACUCUGCGGAUGACCUCAUUAGGGCAACCAACAACUUCGAUCCUUCUUGCAUUGUACGACAGGAUUCAAACUACAAAAUGUUCAGGGGAUUUCUAAACGACUGGUCGAUUAUCGUUGCCAUGUACGCCGAUGAUGAUGAUGUUAGGUCUCAAGCAAUUCGCUACAUUGUCAUUUCAAUACAUAUGAGCAACCAUGAGAACGUUUUGAAACUCUUGGGCUGCUGCUUAGAGUUCCCUGUACCUGCUUUGGUGCUUGAAAACGCAGCAAAAGGAGUUCUUAAAUGUGAUGGAAGUUUAAGAGAUUAUAAUGAAGGUCAAUCCUUAAUAUUACCAUGGAAAAUUAGACUGCGUAUUGCAAAGCAGCUUGCUAGUGCAGUUACAUAUCUCCAUACCGCCCUUCCCAGUCUCGUAAUUCAUAGGGAUCUAAAACCUGGUUGUAUUUUCUUGGACCACGACUAUGUUCCCAAACUCUCCAACUUCUCACUCUCCGUGAGGUCUGGCCGCAUCUCAGAAAAAACUGAUGUGUAUAGUUUUGGUGUGCUUUUACUUAUAUUCUUGACUGGACGAAGAGCUUGGUGGCUAAUUAUACGGCAGGAAGGAGGGUAUAGUUCAGUUAUUGAUUAUAUGAAGUCACAUGCUUACCAGCUUCAGGCAAUUGUGGACCCUAAAAUCUUAGAAGAGGUUGGGGAAAUAAGCAAGUAG